Molecule: messenger RNA, 1329 nt
Organism: Cavenderia fasciculata
Lineage: Eukaryota; Evosea; Eumycetozoa; Acytosteliales; Cavenderiaceae
Exons: 2
Coding region: 1-1329 (442 amino acids)
Biological process (GO): mRNA transport; mRNA 3'-end processing by stem-loop binding and cleavage
Cellular component (GO): histone pre-mRNA 3'end processing complex; cytoplasm
Molecular function (GO): histone pre-mRNA stem-loop binding; mRNA binding
Source: RefSeq, a predicted model, not a curated record
AUGGCAACCAUCAUUCCACAACCUACCACUCCAUCAUCUGUUUCGGUAACCCCAAAUAGACAACUUUUAAAGAAUAUUAAAAAUCUUCCAGUUUCUUCUUCAAAGAAACAAAACAAAUUUGUAACUGUUGGAACAACACCAAAGAAACAACCAGUCUCUACUAAAAAGAAUGGUACUACUACUGCUGCUGCCGAUCAAUUCCUUUUUACAGCUAGUACACCAUUUUCAUUGACUGUCCCAAAGUUGGAAACAUCUGCCAACAAUUCACCAGUCAAGGAAUUGUCAACUAGUGAUUUGAAGGUUUUGGAUAGAGUAGGAGGAGCUGCCGUCGGUCUCAUCUCUGAUGAUGCUGAUGUUGUGCCCGCCCCAUCAUCUUCCGUGUCGUCCAAGCCAGCCAUCCGCUACUCGGUCGACUUUAUAAAGUCGUUGCAAGGAGCUGCUUCUGUCUCUGCUUUGACCCGUCCCAAGGAACUCGACUAUAUCGACGAGAGCCAACGUGAAGCAGCAUUGAUGCAAUCCGUCUACUCGUCUACAGUCUCUGCUUCGGGAGGCUCUACUUUUGGCAGUGCUACCAAAACCCGUACCCCUCUCUUUGCCUCGUACAAUCAACAACACUUUGUCUCACCCAGCCCUUACAAGGCCUCGCCCUCAUCGGCCACCCCCUUUUCGGCUGCUGGCACCGUGUCCCCUGCUCACCAAUUUAAUUUGUCAUUAAAUGGCGACUCGCUAGGCGUCAUCCCCAUGCAAUUGCGCCAUCCACCCCUCCCCCUCCCUCUCCCAAUGCCAUCUCUAUCGUCGUCGUCCAACAACAAAAAGGCAUCGAACAAGCUCGUAGAUAACAAGCUCGCCAUGAUGAUGGACCAGUCCCCAGAUACUGCCACCACCACCGACUUGGUCGAGAGCCUUAAAAAGAUCCUCAAAGAGGACAACCCAAAGCGUCUUCAAGCCCGCCAACGCCAACUCGAUAUUGGUAAGGCUACCAUUGGCUACAAGACCUUUUCUACAGCCGUCUCCAAGAGCAAGAGAAAGAAAUCCGAUCCCAAGACCCCAAACAAGAACCAAAUCUGCAGCAAGAGAAGCUGGGAUGGUCAAGUCAGAAAAUGGCGUCGUCUACUUCAUCAAUAUGAUCCAGUUGGUACUCCUCUAGAAGAUGACGAUGAUUUAUUAGACGAUGAUUUGGAAGAGGAAGAUUUGGAAGAGGAAGAGGAAAAUGAUCAAAUGAAUCAAAAUAAUCAAAAUAAUAAUAACAAUUUCUCGUUUGUAAAUACUUCAAUUCCUCAAAUUUCAAGUGUCUAUGAUAAUAUUACACCUGAAAUGUUAUCAUUGUAA